Octopus bimaculoides (California two-spot octopus) is the source of this 1662-nucleotide messenger RNA. RefSeq lists its product as uncharacterized. The record is from RefSeq and is a predicted model, not a curated record. NCBI's taxonomy places the organism in Eukaryota, Metazoa, Mollusca, Cephalopoda, Octopoda, Octopodidae.
UUCUAUAUAAAGCCGCUUCAAAACAUACUCAGGGUCAGUUUCACAUCAGAAAGCUUGACAACUACUUGUAAAAAAACUUAUCUAAAUCUAUCAGAAUGCUUCUGAAAAGCACAGUCUUCUUUCUUCUUUUAUUCAUUCUGAAGGAAUCAAGUCAGGUGUCCUCAGACAGACAAUGCACUGGUAAGGCGGCAAAUAUUAUAUUUGUCAUGGACUCUUCGAGUAGUAUUUGGAGUGUUGAUUACACGAAACAAUUGAAGUUCGUCCAAAAUCUUGUCAAUAACUUUGAUAUCGGUGCAGAUGAUAAAGCCGUUCGUGUGGGUGCAAUUACGUUCAGCACUAAGGCUCAUCUUGAAUUUUCUAUUGAUCGGUACAGUACGAGUGAGGAUAUUCAAGCAGCAGUUGGCAGGAUUCCUUAUCGAUCUGGUGUUACUAAUACGGCUAAAGCACUAGAGUUAGCCAAAAGUCAGAUAGAAAUGAAGAAGAAACUGUACCAGGCUCCAUUUAUUCUAGUCGUUAUUACGGACGGUAUGUCACGUGACCCUGUUGCGACAAGAAACACUGCAAAAUCCCUUCACAAACUUGGUGUCCAUAUUUAUGCAAUUGGUGUUGGAGCAAGUUAUGAUGUAGAGGAAUUGAAGACAAUAGCUAGCGACCCAAUUGAAAAUGUGUACCAAGUUGGUAACUAUUCGGCCUUGCAAGGAAUAGUGAAACUAUUCGGAACAAAAACAUGUGAAGAUAUAAAUAUGGUUCUAGCAACUACAGAACGAGAAGCCGCUGACACAACUACCACGACCGUUCUAUCAGCAACCACUACUACUAAAGCCACUAAACUACCACCAACUACUACCACCACCACCAUCACCGCUGAAUCCCCAAGUAGUAAAGUAACCCCUGAGUAUGUCAAUCCCAUUCAAGGAGACCAGUAUAUUGAGAAACGUGACACUCAUACCAUAUCAUUCGGAUUUGAUAUAAUUUCUGUCGGAGUUGUGGACGGUAAUACGAUAUUGCAGUUCAUUUCCUCCAUACUUCCUCUGAAUUACUACGGCCACUUCUCUAUUAUAUCUGAGUAUGACUGUACAGGAACUGGAAAUAAUUUGAAAAGUUUGAAUAUUCCUCUGAUGCCAGUAACUAACAAGACCAUUUUAGCUGCUGAAAAUUCUAUAAAAUGGUAUCUACCGGGUUUAGAAUCUAUUGUACAUCAACUCGCUUCUAGCCUCUACAAACGCAACCUCCAGAAUGCACAAAAAGGUGUGAUGGGAUAUGAAGUUACUGUACUAUUUGUGGACUCGUCAAAAACAAUAUUAACACCUGAACUGAAAAAGGAAGUCGAAAGCCUGAAACGCAUGGGUUCUAAAGUGUUUGUGAUCGAUGUUGGCCAAAGCAAUUGGGCGAAACCGAAACUUCUUAAAGGCUUGAGCAGCCAACCGUCAGAGCAUUACGUCUUUAAAGUAACAACAUAUAAAGACUUACUAGAUAAAAAACGUCUUCCGCCACAUAAAUUUCAAGCCGAUUGUGGCUGCUAACUAAUAAACAUAAAAAACUGCUCAUUUUGGUUAACAUCAGACAAUUAUUGCAAUUCCGUCUUGCUUUUGUGUUGUACAGAUAAUAUUGUAUUCUUUGUGAAAUGUAUGAGAAUAAAAAGGAUAUGCUUACAUGCCUUAA